AAUUCCUAAACAAUUGAUUAGGGACAAUGCCAACUUAAUUGUUCUAUUUGAACAGGACGACUUGAACUUGCGGCACAUUUAUGAAGAUCACGUUGCUCCCAUAAUAACGAUGCCGUUGUUCCGAGAGAUGUGCUCGGAAAGUUGGCGAAAUCCGUAUGGAUUUAUGGUGAUAAAUAAGGAUGCGGAUGUGCAAAACGGCCGUUUCAGGAAAGGUUUCGAUCACUAUAUAAUACCGUGAAAACGUGUUUGUUAUUCAGUUAGAAAUAAACAGCUAUCAAGUCAACAGCUUUCAAAAUAAACAGCUUUCAAAAUAAACAGCUUUCAAAUAAGAGCUCAUUGAAAAACAGGCUGUUCCCCCUGUUUGUUUACCUGUUCCCUUGAUCGCAUCAUCAUCAUCAUCAUCAUGGAUACUAAAGAGAUGGCCUUGAAACGACGAAUAGUUCAAGCGCGUAAAGCGAUACAGCAAAAGUACAAUCGUCUCAAAGCGGAUCGUUUUAUUAAAGAAGUGGAGUUUGUACGAACGUAUAAACCGUUAAUUCAACCGCUAUCCCAGAUCGUAAAGAAAAUCGAACCGCCGCCGUCAUCAUCGGUUAUUGAUACGAAAAAGGAGGAGCCAGAGGACGAAGUAUUUACAUCGCCCCCUAAAAAACGCCAAUCUCCUGCAAAAAGAAAGUCACCACUACAACGUACGACUCCUGCGAUACCUUAUUACAUGCGAUCGAGACGAAGACCCUCUUCCCUUACCGAGAUCAGUCCGCUGGCUAGACUGCCCUACUUUCAAAAAUAUCCGCCAACCGAUAUGAGUCCGAUGGUUAGACCUUUUCACCCGACGGCUACUCCAUCAUUGAGACAGCCGCCGUCAUUUCUACAGAGUACAGUGAUAGGAGAGCAUCAACCGGAGGAGGAAGAAGAAGAAUCCUCUGUCGCAUCAUCAUCUGCUUCAUUACUCGAUAUGCAAGGUUCGCAAGCCUUUUUGGAACAAUACAACCACCUACCGCGGAUAUACGUCGAGCGCAUGAUAAGGGAUACGAGUAAUGCAAUUGACACGACUUUUGGAAUUCAUUAUGAUGUCGAAACGGAUAAGUGGACGAUGGGCAGGACGCCGGUGACGAUAAGUGACGAAGAUUUGGUCGUUAACGGGAUCCGGUACAAAGGUACUGCGGGCCUAUACGAACUGAUCAUUAUGAAUGAACCGAAUGAAUCGCUAGUAUCCAAUCAGGAUAGAAAUAACUAUAAGCAGAUAAUAAUAGCAACUCAUGUCGCACGGCGCAAUUACGAUCCCACCGAUCAGAUUCGAGGCAAUAAGAGCAAAAAGUAUAAGCUCAUAAUAAAGCCUCUACUAAAGGAGGAGGAGGAAGAGACGAAGAGGGGGCGUGCGAAAUCCGGAAGCGGUAUAUUCAAGGAACUCGGCCGACCGACCGAAUACAAAUACUGGAAUAGCGUGCAUGAACUGAUUAGGGAUUUAGAGGUUUUAUGGGGUGAAAAAAUGGCUGGUAACACUGGAGUACAAAAUGAUAUAAUAUCAAUCGUGGAAGAGCUGUACGAGGAAGGUUACAUAAAAAAGCCCACGCGACCGUUUUUACGUCAACUAGUAUAAAUACCCCCUUUUCCGUCUUCUUGCCCACAUUCGCCAUGGAUAAAUUCGGACGUUCUCAUACCCACGCUCAAUUUGGGAAACUGCUAAAGACAAAAUUUUCCAUUACCGACGAUACUAUAAAUGUGGAAAAUAAGAGACUAAGUAAUGUUGUGGAUCCUAUUGAACGUCACGAUGCCCUAACGUUGCAACACUACCUAUCAACAAGACUAAAUCUCAACGGAAACCGGUUAAUGAACCUCGCCGAUCCAGUAGACGACCGCGAUGCCAUAAAUAAAGGGUACCUCACACAAUACAUGCAGAUUGCGAAAGCGCCCGUAGACAGUCUUCGCAAUUACGUAGCGGUACUAGAGGAAGAGUUGAAAGCGGUCAAAGAAACUUUACAUAAACUAAUAGAGGAUGCAGCAGGUGGUGAACGAGUUACACAAAGCGGCGCGCAAAAACUUCCCUCGUAGACGUACCAUCAUUAAAGGCUUCGAUGAUCUUUGGCAAGCAGAUCUAGCCGAAUUUAUACCUUACGCAAAAGAGAAUAAAGGCUACAAAUACAUAUUAGUAGUUAUCGAUUGUUUUUCAAAAUAUCUAUGGACGCGAGGGUUGAAGACUAAAACGGGUGAGGAGGUGACAAAAGCCGUACAGGCUAUUUUCAAAUCUACGAGACGCAGACCGAAAAAUCUACAGACCGAUGCAGGGAAGGAAUUCUAUAACAAAUCAUUCGCCAAAUUAAUGAUGCAAGAACGCAUUAAUCACUAUUCCACGUACAGUACGAAAAAGGCCGCACUGGCCGAGAGGGUUAUAAGAAGUAUAAAAAACCCCUUGUACCGGCAGUUUAGUUUACGCGGAAAAUAUGUAUGGAUAGAUGCAAUCGAAUCGAUCACGAGCGAGUACAAUAAUCGUAAACAUCGAACAACGGGGAUGAAACCGAUCGAAGUGAAGGCCGAUACAAAGCUGGACGCCUACAACCACAUCAAGCUCUUCAACAAUAAGAAAUGCCGUUUUAAUGUCGGCGAUGUAGUUCGAAUUAGCAAAUUUAAAUCCAUAUUUGCGAAGGGCUACACCCCCAAUUGGUCCAGUGAGCUGUUCAAAAUUAUAAAAGUACAAAUAACAAAUCCGGUCACGUAUUUGUUGGAAGACAUGAAGGCUAAACCGAUUUUAGGUGGAUUUUACGAACAUGAGUUGCAGAAGGCCAAGUAUUCGGACGUAUACUUGGUUGAAAAAGUCCUGCGUCGCAAGAAAGACAAAGUGUACGUGAAAUGGUUGGGUCUGGACGAGAAAUCGUGGAUUGAUAAAAAUAAUGUUGUUCUAUAAGGUUAUGAUGUGUCGAUUUGAAUAAAUAAAUAACUAAAAACUUAAAUAUUUACUUUUUAUUAUUGUAAUUCACCAUACAACAUAUUUCCUAGUGUCUCUUUUUCUCGAUGUCAUCUAUUCCACCACCCUCCUUUUUUAUCGAGAUAUUUUUCAAUUGUUGUUAGAAGUGAUUAUUGAAAUAUGUCGAACAAUAUCAGAUUCCAUUUUCCAUCAUAUCUACCCAUAACACGGUGCUGCGACAAAUUCCAAGAGUGGCAGGAAAUUCGUUAUCGUAUCUUACAUAGAUAAUCGUUUGUCCCAGACACUCACACCCCACACUUCUUGUUAGGGGUUAUGCAAAAUUGACGAAAUGCGAUAUACAGAUACUACGUCAAUGAUGCACAGAAGUCAUGAGAUCUCACGGAUUAAAGCUCAUUUAAAGUUCAUCUUCCCAGUACAUUAAUGAAUAUUAUCAUUGUUAAACUGAGGUGAAUGGUCUCUGCCGUCUUCUGGGAAUCUUCAAUGUUGCAGGUGUUUCACGGGUAUCAUUUGGGACAAUGGUUGAUAUGUGUGUGUGAGAACGUCCUUGAUGUUAUUUUAGAAUCACUCUUUUGCUAACUCCAACAAAAACCUCCACAUAUAUACCUAGGGGUAGACAUUUUGCGGCACAAGUGUUAAUCUGCACGUUAUCGUCAUGUCUUCAACCAAACGCGCCAACAAGUUGACUUUAAAAAAAAGUGCAACGAGUAAGAAGCCUUACAUAAAUGCCUGUGGGGGUGGUGGACGCUCAAUCUUAAAGACCGCCUUAGAAAAACCUACAAAAUUAUCCGAUGGUGAUGUGAUCAACCUCGUCACGGAAGAUGAAGAAGGACAUCGGGAAAGGUAAGUUGUAAACUUGUAUAAUAAUUUAGUACUGGCUCUCCACCAUCCAUAUAGAUACUAAUGUUGUAGGUAUUAUUUUAUUUUUUUUAUAGAACAAUAGCUACCACCACCACCACAAAUGAACUGGAAGAUUUUCUAAAAGAAUAUGAGGGAAAUUUCAAUCAUGUUUACGCUCCUCCAAUUACAACGAUUCCUCCACCUCCCAUGAGACCCCCGGUGAUAGAUCCCAGACAUGGCCAGCAACAACAACAGCAACAACAACAACAGUUAAGCCAGUAUCCAUCAGUACAAAUAUUGGAGCACAUUAUAAUUCCUGCGCCGCUACCCCAGGCAAAUACUCAAACGCAGCCACCAGAAAAUGGUAGCUUUACAUCCACAAAUCCUCGAUGGGGUGGCAUGCAUCAAUUUCCAAAUAAUCCAGCUCAACAACAACAACAACCAAAUUUACCACUACAGCUACCUGUAAAUAACGGCGGCAACAAUCACUUUCAUGCCCCGUUGCCUAGGGGGGAAAAAGAUAUGCAAUUACUAAGAGAAUUUUAUGAAAACGUCUCUCCGCCGUCUUCAGCAGCCAUCGACCAAGAAGAGGCGCCACCACCACCGCCGCCAUCUCAUGAAUCGCCCAGAUGGCGCGAGCCAUCCACACCCCAAGAGCUGGCGAUGUUAUCAAUGGGGUGUCUGGAGAAGAUGCUGACAACUUUCCAGGCCAGACAAAGAAAUUCCCAACUCCAGACGGAGCGUUUAGAACGGGAGUUGGAUGCAUCACGAGUUCAAGAUGAAAACCUGCAUCGAGAGAUGAAAUUUAUUAUAAGUUACAUGGAAUUUUUAAAAAAUAAUUAAUUUUUCUUUUCAAAUUUAACUUCACAUUUGUAAUUAAUAAGUAAAACAUUAAUGUAAUGUACCUAAUUUGUAGAAAAUACAUGGAUUAUUUAAUGCGA
This is a messenger RNA of Photinus pyralis (common eastern firefly), 4698 nucleotides long. RefSeq lists its product as uncharacterized. NCBI's taxonomy places the organism in Eukaryota, Metazoa, Arthropoda, Insecta, Coleoptera, Lampyridae. The record is from RefSeq and is a predicted model, not a curated record. Bases 404 to 1597 code for a protein of 397 amino acids. The transcript is spliced from 4 exons.